GCGCCAUUUAUCGUUGGCAUUGGAGAAAGGCGCACGCAAUAUGGCGACCAACAGCAUGGGGAGUGUGUGCAACACGCCGCGCGACCACACCAGGGCCACCCGCUUCAGCUCGCAUAGCUUGAUCGCUGUGGAAUCGUCGGCUGUGUAUCCCGUCGACGCCGUCGAAACGUCAGCGAGUGAGAAUGCCGUCAAAUCGGUAAUGUAUGGACUGAUCAAUGCGAUCUUGGUGAUUCCAGUGUUCAUGAGCUUUACGGCCAUCAUCUUCAGCGAUCCCUUCUUUCAACCGUACAUGCCGGCGUUGGUCAAGCUCGUGGGCUUUUCCUGUGCCGUGCAUCAAACGAUAUUCACGCUCAAGAGCUCCCUUCCGUUUGCGAUCGGACAAGUUCAAGACGCAGGGUUGAUCUUUUUGUCCGCCAUGUCGUCGUCCAUUGUGACCAUUCUCACGGCCGACAAGGACCUUCCUCCAAAUGCUGUCAUCGCCACGACUCUGGUCACGCUAAGUUCUGCCACCAUGUUGAUGGGGCUGGCGUUGAUCUUGACUGGCCAUUUUAAACUCGCCAGCUUGGUGCAGUACCUACCCAUGCCAGUGAUCGGAGGGUACCUUUCAUACAUUGGUUUUUUCUGCUUGGAAGCGGGUAUGGGGUUGAUGGCUGGCGUGGAAAUCAAAAACAUCACGGACUGGUGGAAAUUGGGCAACGUCGAUGCACUCGUGCAUAUCUUUCCGGGGGUGCUCUGUGGUCUGGUGCUGUUUAUCCUGUCGUCCAAGGUGCAGCACUUCCUCGUCCUCCCCGUGUGCUUGACUGUGCUCCUGCUAUCGUUCUACGCGUUCUUGCUCGUGUCGGGCUUUUCCUUUGACGACGUGCGGCGUACGGGAUGGGUGAGCUUUGCCCCCGCGGCGGUGUCGUCCCCGUUGCAAGUGUUUGACCUGUUUGACUUUUCGCUCGUGCAAUGGCAUGUCAUCCCCAACCAAAUCUUCACGUGGUUGGGUAUGUACUUCGUCGUGGCGUUCUCGUCCAGCUUGGACGUGGCCGCCAUUGAAAUGAACAUGGGCUCCGAGCUCGACUACAACCACGAGCUCAAGACAGUCGGCUGGUCCAACGCCGUGUCGGGGAUGCUGGGGGGGUUCACCGGAUCUUAUAUAUUUUCCCAAACGAUCUUCACGCUCAAGUCCAACACCAACAGCCGCAUCCCGGGAAUCGUCGUCCUCGUGUCUGAACUCGUCAUCUUUGUGUCCCCCGUCGCCCUCACAGCGUACAUUCCAAAGUUCUUCUUUGGUGCGUUGCUGUCGUUGAUUGCCAUUGACUUGAUGAUGGAAUGGCUCCUUCACGCGUACUCCAAGCUCCGCUUCCGCGAGUACUUGAUCGUCGUAGCGACGUUUGUCUUGAUCAAUCUGCUGGGGUUGGAGUCCGGCAUGCUCGGGGGGCUCGUGUGUGCCAUGACCAACUUUGUGUUUACGUAUUCCGAAGGCGUGUCCGUGGCCAAGAUGUUUAGCCGCAGUCGCGUGCAACGCAAUUACCAAGACCGUCAAUACUUGACCAAACACCAGAGUCAGAUUGUGGCGCUCGAGCUGCACGGGUACUUCUUCUUUGGCUCGAGCAUCCGCCUUGUGGAGCACAUCAAGCACAACAUUUACGUCGACGCAUCUAAAUCGCAUGUCAAGACGUCGUUGAAAGAGUCGACGCCGCUGUUGAAGGCCACUGCGCGCGUCGAAUCGUCCUUUGUAGACGAAGACCCGAACCGAUACAUUUGCACGCUCAAGGAACUCGACGAACUGCAUGCGUCGACGCCAUCCUCUACCUGCCGCAAAUCCAUUCUCGAGCCGGGAACCCGUCCGACGCAGUAUUUGCUGCUCGACUUUGAGCACGUGACGGGGAUCGACGCGACGGCAUCCCGCAGUUGCUUUCAAGCGAUGAAAACGAUUUUGGCGCGGCACCACAUUUCGUUGAUCUUUUCGCGCAUGGCGUCCAACUUGGAGCGUCAGCUGGAAAAGAACGAAGUGUUGGGCGGCGGCGAUGCCGACGGCGUGACCAUCUUCAAGUCGGUGGACGCGGGGCUGGAAUUCUGCGAGAACAUGCUCCUCAACGAACGCCCGCCGCCCACGCCGUCCACAGCGCUGCAGGCCAAAGAUCUGUUUCCCAAAGCCAAGAAGCAACCCGAUUCCUUUGCGACAGUGUCAACCCUUACCAGCGUUCUGACCAGCGCGCUGGAGUCGUGGUCAAGUGCCGCCGAGUCGUCGAUUUUCCUGCCCUCGCAAAACAUUGAGCGGUACUUUACAAAGCAAACGCUGGCGACUGGCGAACGUGUGUUCUCCCAGAACGACGCGACGAGCAGUCUGUUUGUGGUCGAGAGCGGCGAGCUGGAGAUUUACAAGGAGACCGCGACCAGCAGCAGCCCCAACCGCAUUAUUAAGGUCAGCGAAGGGUCCCUCGUAGGCGAAGUGGACUUUUACCUCGAGCAAGACCGGUCGUUCACGUGUCAGGCCACGGCGCCGUCUGUCGUGUUUGAACUCACGCGCGCAUCGCUCGACCAGAUGGUCAGUGGGGACCCGCAGCUGUGCACGGCGAUUCAAACGGUGUUUCUCAAGUGCAUGAGUCUGGGCGUGCACAACCACCUAUUAGUCAACCACACGCCGCUCGAAAAGUAACUACCGUGUACUACUAGUAUAUCUUUUGGAUCUGUCCCCCCAAAAACAUGUCAGGAAAACAAUGCAUGCAACAGUACCGUGCUCUAAUUUCAAAUCGGUUUGGAUUGGCCAUUUCGACUCUUUGACUUUAUUGAUUGGCUAGAACGAAAUAAUAAGAGAAUUUUGACCAAU
Messenger RNA from Aphanomyces astaci, 2815 nucleotides. RefSeq lists its product as hypothetical. Lineage: Eukaryota; Oomycota; Saprolegniomycetes; Saprolegniales; Verrucalvaceae. The coding region runs from base 41 to 2644 and encodes 867 amino acids. The transcript is spliced from 10 exons. The record is from RefSeq and is a predicted model, not a curated record. Gene Ontology annotation, cellular component: membrane.